GCCGGUGACGCCGCCAUGAUGCUGUGGCGGCUUCGAGCAGCCCCGCGGGCGGCCCUCGGCGUCCGGCGGCUCUCGGCGCCUGCGGCGGAGCCGGCACCGGGGCGAAGCGGCGAUGGAGGCAGCGCCCUGCGGCCGCUCUACAUGGACGUUCAGGCCACCACCCCGCUGGAUCCCAGGGUCCUGGACAGGAUGCUCCCGUACCUGACAUCGUACUACGGCAACCCGCACUCCAGGACGCAUGCCUAUGGCUGGGAGAGCGAGGCUGCCAUGGAGAAGGCAAGGAAGCAAGUUGCGGAUUUGAUAGGAGCUGAUUCAAGGGAAAUUAUAUUUACCAGUGGUGCAACAGAAGCAAAUAACAUGGCAAUUAAGGGUGUUGCAAGGUUCUAUAAAUCCAGAAAAAAGCACAUCAUCACUACUCAAACAGAGCACAAGUGUGUGCUGGAUUCCUGCCGCUCCCUGGAGACAGAAGGUUUUCAGGUCACGUAUCUGCCCGUUAAAAAAAACGGGCUCAUAGAUUUGAAGGAUUUGGAGGCUGCGUUCCAGCCAGAUACAAGUUUGGUUUCUGUAAUGACUGUGAGUAAUGAAAUAGGAGUAAAGCAGCCAGUUCAGGACAUUGGUGAGAUCUGCCGCGAGCGUAAGGUGUUCUUCCAUACAGAUGCUGCACAAGCAAUUGGUAAAAUUCCUGUGGAUGUCAACAGCAUGAAAAUUGAUCUGAUGAGCAUCAGUGGCCAUAAAAUUUAUGGGCCCAAAGGGGUUGGUGCUAUCUAUGUUCGUCGCCGACCACGCGUUAGGCUGGAGCCCCUGCAGAGCGGGGGAGGCCAGGAGAGAGGAUUGAGGUCUGGGACAGUGCCCACCCCUUUAGCAGUGGGCCUGGGUGCAGCCUGUGAGGUGGCACAGCAGGAGAUGGAGUAUGACCAUAAGCGAAUCUCACAACUGGCAGAACGACUGGUUACAAAAAUAAUGACUGAAAUUCCUGAUGUAGUUAUGAAUGGAGACAAAGAGCAUCGCUACCCAGGAUGCAUCAAUUUAUCUUUUGCGUAUGUGGAAGGGGAGAGCCUGCUGAUGGCUUUGAAAGACGUGGCUCUCUCUUCAGGAAGUGCUUGUACAUCAGCUUCUCUGGAGCCUUCCUAUGUUUUGCGGGCAAUCGGAGCAGAUGAGGACUUGGCUCACUCAUCUAUAAGAUUUGGCAUUGGUCGUUUCACUACAGAGGAGGAGGUGGAUUACACAGUGCAGAAGUGCAUACAGCAUGUUAAGAGGCUGAGGGAAAUGAGCCCUCUCUGGGAAAUGGUGCAGGAUGGAAUUGACCUCAAAAGUAUUAAAUGGACUCAGCACUGAGAAAACAUCGCUAUCCAUGGACUGGAUGUGGAUUAAAAUGUGUUUUCUGUACAUUCUUGAGCAAAUUAUGCAGCACUUCUUAUUUUUGACACUUGCAAUUUGCCUGGAAAGUGACCCUUUCUGAUCACAGAGUCUCAGAAGCCAAAAAUGGAAAUCAGUCUUUAUGCCAGAGACAGGCAGGAUGAUUUAACACCCACUGCAUUUAUACUGACAUACAGAAAUUUAUGCUAAAGCAGAAUUAAUUUGUCGAUGUAUUUUCUGAUAAGAAAAUGAAAUCGGUGUGUUAUUUGUGAGCAAGUGGAGUCCUGGUAAGAGGGACACCCAUGUAGCUGUUCCCUUGCAGCCAGGCUGCACAUUCCUUCUGCUUGGGGUGGGCAUCCUGCACUAGCCACUGCCUUUGUGCUGCUCAGAUGUGCUGUAUGGUGAGAGAUCCUCGGGUAGGAAUCAGCUCAGCAUUUCUAGAGGAAGAGGAUGCCUCAGUGUGGCUGUGUGCCUUCUCAGUUAAGUUGUAUGUGCAGAUAAGAACAUUUUUUUUCUUAAAUAGAGUAUUUGUAAUGCUUGUUCAGACCAGUGUGCAUUAAUCCUAAACAUCAUCUGUGUUACAGAGUUUAUGGUGCAAUGAUGAUGCACUUUGCUGUCCCCUCCGUUGUGUUUUUCCAUGCAGUUUUCUUCUCAGUAAGCAAAGAAAACUGGAAUGACUGCAGGAGGGGGAUAGGCAGAAUAUGUCAGCUUCAGUUGCAGCACUAGUUCAGCUGGAACAUGAGUGGUAGCGGUGGUGGGCAGAGCAGAUGAAGUGCAAUGUCUUAAUGCAGUCUGGGUUUUUCUGUUGUGUUGUUUUCCCCUCCCCUCAUGAUCCUUUGCUGUCACUCACAGUUUGCCUAUGGGCUGUUGGCUUCUGUCGCUGCAGGGAGUCCUGCCUGUUGGAGGCUGUAUGUUUUGUCUGGAAUUUAUUCUGUGUAACAGACUGUACUUCUGUCUGACUGGAGACUUCCAUAGGAAUCCGUUCCCUGCAGAUAGUGGGGAAAGUGUCUGUUAAACAGGGUUUUAUGAGAUUAAUUCCUAUCAGUAUUUCUCCUUUCUUACCUUUGUUGAUCUUUCCAGUAGGAAACUUAACCCUGUAUUUGCAAAGUGCCUUUGUUUCAGUUGCAUAAGCAGACAGCUUUCAAUUGGUUUUGUUGACUGAUGGAUGCUGUAUUAGCUGCUGAAUGUAAUACAGACAGUACGUCUUCAGUUCUGGAUGGCAUCUACCUCGAGGAUGAACCAUGUGAUGUAAAAGCUGAAGUCUCACAAGGUGGAUUGUGUUACAGAAGCUUGUGCUUUCUUUGUUACCAAGGACAGACUGGCUGGUUGUAAUGCAGAGCUAAUCCUCAGUUGUUCUGUUUGAAAUUACUAGCUUUAGCAGUUUUGGUAUUGUAGGGCUGGCACCUUAUGUUUUAUCACAACGUUUUUUUAAACUGCCAUAUGCGUAAAUAGGCUUUAGAGGUGGUGUCUGGGUGAUGGUUUAUUCCUGGGCCUUAUGUGUUUUCUGGAUUAAGCAUGUGAUAAUGUUUUCCCAGUAUGUUUUAGAACUACAUGAAAUUGUUCUUUGUGUUUCCUGGAUGAUAAAAAAAUUAUAGAGA
Molecule: messenger RNA, 2954 nt
Organism: Pezoporus flaviventris
Lineage: Eukaryota; Metazoa; Chordata; Aves; Psittaciformes; Psittacidae
Gene: NFS1
Product: NFS1 cysteine desulfurase
Exons: 13
Coding region: 16-1335 (439 amino acids)
Biological process (GO): [2Fe-2S] cluster assembly
Cellular component (GO): nucleus; mitochondrion; cytosol
Molecular function (GO): pyridoxal phosphate binding; cysteine desulfurase activity
Source: RefSeq, a predicted model, not a curated record